Apodemus sylvaticus (European woodmouse) is the source of this 1908-nucleotide messenger RNA. RefSeq names its product leucine rich repeat transmembrane neuronal 3 (gene Lrrtm3). Gene Ontology annotation, molecular function: protein binding. Lineage: Eukaryota; Metazoa; Chordata; Mammalia; Rodentia; Muridae. The coding region runs from base 1 to 1908 and encodes 635 amino acids. The record is from RefSeq and is a predicted model, not a curated record. The transcript has 3 exons.
AUGAUCCAGAUCCAGCACCCGAAGAAGAUCACAGAGUAUCUAGGAUUGGUGAAUUUGUGGAUAGAGAAUUUAAAAGUUCACUUAAGGAAACUCAAUGUGCUUCAAGGGAACACUGAAGGCCUGGAUCUGCAGACUUAUUCUCGCUGUGAAGAAUGCCAAAGAGGUUUCAAUGUAAUUAGGCUACUGCGGGGAUCAGCUGUAGCGGUGGUUCUAGCACCCACUGUCUUAUUGACAAUGCUUUCUUCUGCUGAACGAGGAUGUCCUAAGGGUUGUAGAUGCGAAGGCAAAAUGGUAUACUGUGAGUCUCAGAAACUGCAGGAGAUACCCUCCAGUAUAUCUGCCGGUUGCUUGGGCUUAUCCCUUCGCUACAACAGCCUCCAAAAACUUAAGUAUAAUCAAUUUAAAGGGCUUAAUCAGCUCACCUGGCUGUACCUUGACCAUAACCAUAUCAGCAAUAUUGACGAGAAUGCUUUCAAUGGGAUACGCAGACUCAAAGAGUUGAUUCUGAGUUCCAACCGAAUCUCCUAUUUCCUUAACAACACCUUCAGACCUGUGACCAAUUUACGGAACUUGGAUCUGUCCUAUAACCAGCUCCAUUCUCUGGGAUCUGAACAGUUCCGGGGCUUGAGGAAGCUGCUCAGCUUACACCUCCGCUCCAACUCACUGAGAACCAUCCCAGUGCGGAUCUUCCAAGACUGUCGCAACCUGGAGCUUCUGGACCUGGGAUACAACAGGAUCCGAAGUUUAGCCAGGAAUGUCUUUGCUGGCAUGAUCAGACUCAAAGAGCUUCAUUUGGAGCACAAUCAAUUUUCCAAGCUCAACCUGGCCCUUUUCCCAAGGUUGGUGAGCCUUCAGAACUUGUACAUGCAGUGGAAUAAAAUCAGUGUCAUAGGACAAACCAUGUCCUGGACGUGGAGUUCCUUACAGAGGCUCGACCUGUCUGGUAAUGAGAUCGAAGCCUUCAGUGGACCCAGUGUCUUCCAGUGUGUCCCCAAUCUGCAACGCCUCAACCUGGAUUCCAACAAGCUCACAUUUAUUGGUCAAGAGAUUCUGGAUUCUUGGAUCUCUCUCAAUGACAUCAGUCUUGCUGGGAAUAUAUGGGAAUGCAGCAGGAACAUCUGUUCCCUGGUAAACUGGCUGAAAAGUUUUAAAGGUCUGAGAGAGAAUACAAUUAUCUGCGCCAGUCCCAAAGAGCUGCAGGGGGUAAACGUGAUCGACGCAGUGAAGAACUACAGCAUCUGUGGCAAGAGCACCACCACGGAGAGGUUUGACCUGGCCAGGGCCCUCCCCAAGCCCACAUUUAAGCCCAAGCUUCCCAGGCCAAAGCACGAGAGCAAGCCUCCGCUGCCCCCCACGGUGGGAGCUACCGAGCCCAGCCCAGAGACGGAUGUGGACACGGAGCACAUCUCCUUCCAUAAGAUCAUCGCGGGCAGCGUGGCCCUUUUCCUGUCGGUGCUGGUCAUCCUCUUGGUGAUGUACGUGUCCUGGAAGCGCUACCCCGCGAGCAUGAAGCAGCUGCAGCAGCGCUCCCUCAUGCGAAGGCACCGGAAGAAGAAACGGCAAUCGCUCAAGCAAAUGACCCCAGGCACCCAGGAAUUUUAUGUAGAUUAUAAACCCACCAACACCGAAACCAGCGAGAUGCUGCUGAACGGAACCGGACCCUGCACCUAUAGCAAAUCAGGCUCCAGGGAAUGUGAGAUACCUUUAUCAAUGAAUGUGUCAACCUUUCUGGCAUACGACCAGCCCACAAUAAGUUACUGUGGGGUCCAUCAUGAACUCCUCUCCCAUAAGUCCUUUGAAACGAAUGCACAGGAAGACACGAUGGAAAGCCACUUAGAGACUGAGCUGGACUUGAGCACAAUCACGUCAGCCGGCCGCAUCAGCGACCAUAAACCACAGCUGGCCUGA